GCAUUUAUAUAUUUUCAACUUUUUAUAGUUUGUUUUUUAUAUAUGAAGAUGUCGUCAUAGAACAAUCAAGUGUAAGAGAAACAAUAAACAAAAUGCAAGACAAGGAUUCGCAAUUUUUCAAGGAAGUGCUGGCAAUUUGGCUGAUGGUUGUUACCUAUUUGGCACUUAGGCAUUUUCAUAAAGCGCUCUUCAAGUUUGUGGCCAACAAACUGACAUCAGUAACAACAACAACAGCAACAACAACAAAUGAUAUACCAACAAUGCGUGCAACAAGCAGCAACAACAACACAGAAGCUGUGCCAGACAUGCAGCUAUUCAUACCGCAAGAAAGUCUUCAACUCUUGGCCACCAUCCACAUAGACAUCGACAUCGACAUGGGCAAUGCACAGAACCAGAAUCGCGCCGCUGCCGCUGCGCCCAGCGCGGCACUUCAAAAGUCCGCAUCAAUGGGCGGCAGUCUGAUACGACUGGCAACUGCUGGGAAUGCGCAUGGAGCAGCGACGUCGGGCCAAGGCGAGCGUCGGUCCAGUCGAGCGCGAGUUUUCAGCCGGCUGGUGAGCCAGAAGCGCGUUAGGGAUGUUUUCCUGCAGGCGGCGCCCAGUUCAACGCCAACGUCACCAAUAAUAGAAUGGAGCGCACCGGAAGUGGAGCAUGGACAAUUGAAUGCUAGCACAGAACAAAUGGAUUUUCAACUGAACAAUCGAGAACUGCUGGAGCUGCAACGUCGCUGUCGCGCUGAUAAGAUUGCCUGCCUCAGUCUUAGCAGCACCACCUACCUCAGCAUAGCCAAUGAUCGAGUGCAGCAGCAGCAGCAGACGCAGCCCGAGCUGGAGCCAGCACAGGAGGCCGCAGUUAGUUUGCUAAUAACGCCCGAGAGCUCGCCGGACGAGCGAAUGGCUUUGCAGCUGGGCAAGAAGCUGGCCCAAGUGUUGGGCAGCUCGGGCACAGCAGCAAUGGAAUCUCCCACUCCAGUGGGUGCUGCUGCUGGACGCGUUGAUUCCCCACUCAAUGGCAAUGCUGGCGAGCUGUUCAACAUAUCGAAGGCCAAGAAGGUGGAGCUGCAGAAUCUAUCGUCGCGUUUCAGUGCGGCUGUUAGUCAAACAACGCCCAUGCCAAUGGCCAUAGCAGAGUCAACAACAAUAACUGGAGCAGGAGCAGGAGGAGCUACAGCAUCAGCAUCAGCAGCAGUCGUAGGAACGCCGUCGUCAUCGCUGGAAACGCAAUCAACUGUUAUAAUUUCGUUUAAAUCAUCUCAAACACCUGUGCAGUCUCAAACAACAGCGACGCCAACGACGGCAACUGACAAUGCUGCUGCUGCUGCUGAUGGUGGCGGCGGCGGGGAGGAGCAGCAGCUGUGCAUGGAGGAUUCACUGCUGCCACCGCCGCCUGGCUUUAGUACACCCACAAAUCCGUUGCUGUCGAGCAAUGUGCUCAAGAAGGUGGCCAGCUUCUCAGUCGAUAGAUCAGCGUCGUCGGCGUCGGCAGCGCAGUCGCCGGCCACUGUCGAGGAACGUGAAGCGACGCUAACAGCCACGCCUACAACAACUGCCCUAGCCAUGCUGGCAGAGCAGCAGCAGCAGCAGUCGUCGUUAGCUUCAACUUCAGCUUCAAUUGGUGCUGGCUCGGGCCUGCGUCGCGGCUCAUCUUUUGUACCGGAAAAGUUAAGCUUCGCUGCAUAUGAAAAGUUUGAAGGUCAAAUGCUGAUCAAAUGGUUAAUAUCGACGCUGCAGUGCAGCAGCCUGAGCGCUGGACAGGAUUUGCUCAACUCAUUGGCGCUGCAGUUUUGCAAUAAUCUCAAAUACGUGGGCGUGCUCAAACAGAUCUGCAAUGAGCAGCAGCAGGAUGCAGCCGCCGGAUUUAGUCCCUAUGAGAUGUACCAAUGGACACACACGGAGCAGCCGACAACAUCGCUGCCGCUUACGCCUGGCAAGCUGGACAAGGUGGCCGCCUGGCCCUUCUCCAGCACUCCGGCUGUGGCCAGAACGAGCGAUGUGGCCGAUAGCCAAAAGAGCUUGCAACAAAUGCUGCGCAAGCGUUUGCUUAACUGCGCCACGCUGGCCGAGGUGCAUGCUGUGGUCAAUGAGCUGCUCAGCAGCGUGGGUGAGCCACCCAGGCGUCCGUCCAAGCGCUGCGUCAACUUCAAUGAGCUCAUCAAUGCCAGCGAGGCAACCAUCUAUGAGUACAACAAGCCGGCGGAGAGUCGCAGCUUUGCUGAUGCCAGCUGCCAAACGGAUGCAGCUACUCCACAAGCUGAAAGUGCGUUGCCUAAAGCGCCGCUACUCUGUCCGGGAGCACCGCCGCCGCCGCCUCCGCCGCCACCACCACCGCCUUCAGCAAUGGCUGCUCCUACGCCGCCGCCACCGCCUGCACCACCUGCACCGCCACCACCCGUGCCGCCUGCUCCGCCUGGCAUGUCCACUAAUUUGCCGCCACCGCCGCCGCCGCCAGUGGCCAGUGGCACGCCCUUGCCUGUGCCGCUGCCUGAUCCCGCUGACGGCAAUUGGUUCCUUCGCACCAGCACACAUCGCAAGAGCGCUGUUAAUCCGCCCAAGCCCAUGCGUCCGCUCUAUUGGACGCGCAUUGUUACCAAUGCGCCACCAGUGCCGCGUCCGCCUUCGGUGGCCAACUCGACGGACAGCACAGACAAUGGCGGCAGCUCGCCGGAGGAGACGCCAGCGCUAACGGCGCCAGCAACGCCCACGCCGGCGCCCACUAAAGAGAUAUGGACUGAGAUUGAUGAGACGCCACUGGACAAUAUUGAUGAGUUCACCGAGCUCUUCUCGCGCCAGGCCAUUGCGCCUGUGGCCAAGCCCAAGGAGCUGCGGGCAAAGCGUGACAAGUCCAUCAAGGUGCUGGAUGCCAAGCGCUCGCGCAACGUGGGCAUCUUCUCCAGAAGUCUGCAUAUGCCGUCCAGCGAGAUAGAGCAUGCCAUCUAUCAGAUCGACACCUCGGUCAUUAGCCUGGAGACGCUGCAGCAGAUCAGCUUGAUACGCGCCACGGACGAGGAGCUGGCGCGCAUCAAGGAGGCCGAUGGCGGCGAGCUGCCAUUGGAUCAUCCGGAGCAGUUCCUGCGCGACAUAGCGCUCAUAUCGAUGGCCAGCGAACGCAUCUCCUGCAUUGUCUUCCAAGCCGAGUUCGAGGAGGCGCUAACGCUGCUGGUUCGCAAGCUGGAGACGGUGACGCAGUUGUCCCAACAGCUGAUGGAGAGCGAGGAUCUCAAGCUGGUCUUUUCGAUUAUAUUAACGCUGGGCAACUAUAUGAACGGUGGCAAUCGGCAGCGCGGUCAGGCCGAUGGCUUCAAUCUGGACAUACUGGGCAAGCUGAAGGAUGUCAAGUCCAAGGAAUCGCAAACAACGUUGCUGCACUUUAUAGUGCGCACCUACAUUGCCCAGCGACGCAAGGAGGGCGUGCAUCCCAUAGAGAUGCGUUUUCCCAUACCAGAGCCCGCGGAUGUGGAGCGUGCCGCCCAGCUGGACUUUGAUGAGGUGCAGCUGCAGAUCAAGGAGCUAAACAAAAAGCUUAUGGCCUGCAAGCAAACCACAGCUGUGGUGCUUAGAGCUUCCAGUGAACACCAGGAGCCCUUCAAGUCCAAAAUGGAGGAGUUCACUGCCAGCGCAGACACUUCCGUAGCCAAGCUGCAUCAGCUGCUGGACGAGUGCCGUGAUCUCUUUCUGGAAACCAUGCGUUUCUAUCAUUUCUCAGCCAAAGGCUGCACUCUGACCUUGGCCCAGUGCACGCCCGAUCAGUUCUUUGGCUACUGGACUAAUUUUACCAACGAUUUCAAAGAUAUUUGGAAAAAGGAAAUUUCCAAUUUGCUUAAUGAAUUAUUGAAAAAGUCAAAGAAGGCUCAAGCCCAGGUGACAGCACGUCGCAGUGUUCCUGCCAAUGUGCAACCCAAUCGGAUUUCGCUCAAGGAGCGCAUGCUGCUGCGACGCAGCAAAAACUAGUUGUUAGUCCAAAUUAGAUGUAUUUUGUGCUUUAAGCUUAGCAAUAAAACUUUACAUUACACUGAAUUAAA
Molecule: messenger RNA, 4018 nt
Organism: Drosophila busckii
Lineage: Eukaryota; Metazoa; Arthropoda; Insecta; Diptera; Drosophilidae
Gene: capu
Product: protein cappuccino
Exons: 9
Coding region: 93-3947 (1284 amino acids)
Biological process (GO): actin filament network formation; cortical actin cytoskeleton organization
Cellular component (GO): cytoskeleton; cytoplasm
Molecular function (GO): actin filament binding
Source: RefSeq, a predicted model, not a curated record